Hemibagrus wyckioides is the source of this 5193-nucleotide messenger RNA. RefSeq names its product syndecan 3 (gene sdc3). Bases 326 to 1696 code for a protein of 456 amino acids. The record is from RefSeq and is a predicted model, not a curated record. Gene Ontology annotation, cellular component: cell surface; membrane. Lineage: Eukaryota; Metazoa; Chordata; Actinopteri; Siluriformes; Bagridae. Gene Ontology annotation, biological process: cell migration. The transcript is spliced from 5 exons.
ACCCGGCCCGGUGCACAUCCUCCUCCGGAGAGAGAGAGAGAGAGAGACUGGAGGCUGGUUCUUGCUAAUUGUGAGUCCAACAGGACCCGAGCACCAAAAGUCAGUAAAAGACUGAUAGGCCGUGCGCCACUGCUGCUCUUUUGGUCUUCGUGUGCUUUAGCGGGGAUUAGAUUCACCAAGAUCCUGGGCAGGACGGAUGUCCCGACGACCGCCAGCACUGAGCUCGGGUCCUGAAAACAGAAGAUUUUAGUGUUUUCCCCGUUUUUUGGAGACGAAGCGGGGACAAGCGGGCGAUCCGGUGAUCCGUGUUGCUGCUGCUGCUGCCAUGAAGCUGCCGGGCUGGAUGGCUGUGGCGCUGCUGCUCGCGCACUCUGUGUCGACACAGCGUCGCUCAUCACGGCCAGUGGAUCAGGAGGGCUCUGGAGAUGAAAUCUAUGAUGAUGAGGACUAUUUUUCUGGUUCAGGCUCAGGCUAUUCAGUGACGGAGGAAGGAACCAAUGAACCGUUUACUUCUCCCACCACAAAAGAAUCCCUCCCAUUUUCAACCACACAGGCCACUGGACCCGCCCCUUCAGCCCCACCCGCUGCAGAGCCCAGCAGCACCCCGGCGCCAGAACUAGACAGGGAGAGUGGUAUGGAUAGUGAGAGGGAACUGGAGCUGGAGAUGGAGAAAAAGAGAGAGCAGCAGAUAGAGCACGAGCAGGAAAUGGAGAGAGUGCAGGAAAGAGAGAGAGAGCGGGAGAGGGAAAGAGAGCGAGAGAGGGAGAGAGAGCGAGAGAGGGAAAGAGAGCGAGAGAGGGAGCGAGAACGAGAGAGGGAGAGAGAAAGGGAAAGAGAAAGGGAGAGAGAAAGAGAGAGGGAGAGAGAACGUGAUCGUGAAAGAGAACGUGAACGUGAAAAAGUGAGAGAGAGGGCAAGAAGUACAAUUGCCCCCAUUGCUCCAAAAAUGACCACAGACACUCUAAAUCUUAUAAACAAGACCCCUAGUCCCAAUGAGGAUAUGGUCACCACUGAAGACGAGGAUAGUUUUUUCAUUUCCACAGAAACCUACCCCUUCGAUUCACUCAGCUCUGAGGACCCCUUCACAGAUGACAUCACAACCACUGAAAUGGCUCCCAUCACUAUCGCUUCAACUACAGCUAGGCCAAUCACGACUCCCGCUGCAUCCAGCACUCCUUCUCCACGAUCACGAAAACCUGUACCCAGUAUCUCUCCUCCACGACCACGGAAACCCCAAGCCACACCCAGCCUAGCCACACCCACUGAAAGUACACGCCCAUUGCCAGCUUCUACAGUGGAGGUAAAAACACCCGAAACAGACAUAAAUAAUGAAGUUGCAGUCGCCGGUCCCAGCGGGGACUCUGAGAUCCGAGAGGAGGAUGGACGACGAGGAAAUGAAUUGGGGCAUGGCAAAGGUGCAUCUGACGGGGGAGCAGAGCCUGAUUUGACUGGAAACACAAUAGAUACAGGAAGUUCAGCGGCUCAGCUUCCUCAGAAAAACAUCUUGGAAAGAAAAGAAGUUUUGAUAGCUGUGAUUGUUGGAGGUGUAGUUGGCGCACUCUUCGCUGCGUUCCUGGUCAUGUUGCUUGUUUAUCGAAUGAAAAAGAAGGAUGAAGGCAGCUACACUCUGGAGGAACCCAAACAAGCCACAGUCACUUAUCAGAAACCAGACAAGCAGGAGGAAUUCUAUGCCUAAAAUCCACACACUCUCCUUCUUUUUCUUUUUUUUUUUGCAUCCCUCCAUCCUUCUAGCCUCUUCUCCUUCUGACCCUUCUUUCUUCCUGUCAUUUCUAUCUCUGUUUCUUCCUGACUCCCUCCUUUCUCCAUGAGAGUGCCUGCCACUCUGCGGACUUAGGACUUUCUUUUGAAUGGGAAAAAAAGAUCAUCAAAAUAAAGAAAAAAAGGCUUUGGACAGAAUUUUGCAGAUCUGCUAGGGAGGGAUAGGGACUCCAUACAUACAACAAGAAAACAAGAAAAGCAAAAAAAAAAAACAUUUUUUUAAGUACACGUUGCUAUUGAUAUGUUUAAAAUUGUUGUUCUAUAAAAUUAUGACAUAAAACGUUUUGUAAAGACACAUGUUCUAUAAAUGCACAAUAUUCCUCUCCAGCUGAGCAUGGAAGUCAAGACGCAUGACAGAGGGAGUGAGGAAGGAAAAAAGGACAGAGAAGGUCAUGGUGGGGCAGAGAGGGUCAAGGGAAAGGAAUGAAAAAGAUAAGACAAUGGGAGAGAAGUGGAGAAGGAAUUUUGAGGCCGUGCUAUUCUGAAAAGGUCAUGCUUCUGUCACAAGGGUCGCGUUGUGCCUUCCAUUCCCCUGGUGCUAGAAGCUGAGCAUGACCGCAGAAUGGUGUGUGUGUUUGAGUGUGUGUGAGGCUGAGGUGUCAUGGAUUUGCUGCCAUCUCUGACCUAUAGAAGCCCAGUCACUCACACACACUCACACACACACACACACACACACACAUGGUGUAACUCCCUCUGCUGGUGAGAGUGUCUGUCAGCAAGGCUGUCCUCAAUGACUGUAGAAUUCUAUCUUUCGAGCAGGGAGGCUGAAAAAAAACCCUAUGAUUAACACAGCACAUAAACAUUAAGGAAACAUUUGCUGUGACGGUGCGCAUGCAAAGAAACAGGAUUAUCUAUUUCUCUGUUCUGUACAAAGACAAUUAGUUAUCAAUAGUAAAAAUAAUCAGUAAUAUAUCAGCAGUUCUGAAUGGAUGGUAAGAGAUGAUAAUAUUAGUAGUGAAGGAUAUCUAUUUAGCUGUGCAGUAAAAGUUUUACUGGUGUAAAUAUCAACUCUUUUUUUAAUUUCAGUUUAAUCAUGCUUUUAAAUAUGCCUUUUAUGUAGUAAAAAUCUGUGCGCACACACACACACAAAUACAUUUAUCAUUUUGGAAAUAGCAGUCCCAAUGUUUCAGCAAAGUAAUUAGGGAUUUUAUUUAACAGAACAGCUCAUUGCUUGCCCAUUGCUUAAGUUGGAAAAAUAAACAUUCCUCAUGUUUUCAGUAUUUUCUUGAUGUUUUAUCAGGUAAAAAGCACAAGCUCACACGAAUGUGUCUCACUUUUUCAUUCACUCUCUCACGCCACCACAUUCAAACACAGUACUGCACCAUUAGGUGUUUAGUGGUCAUGUCCUCUGAAUGAUAUAAGAUAUAAGAGUUAGAAGGCAUAGACUAUGCCAUUGGGACAGGGAUGUCGGGGAAUCAGUAUGUGUUUUGGUCAGAAUUAAAGCCAACAGCCGGGAAGGAUUAAUGAUUCAAGAGGAGUGAAAAUUCAGCUUAAGGAAAUAAAACAGAAACUACUUAGGGAAGGUCAUAAGAGUUUGUCAGGUUGUUUUUGAUUAUGUUGCAAACAUUGUGUCAAAGUGCUGCACAUCGAGGUCAAUAAAACGAAAUGACUGCGCUGUUAGAGUUAGGUAAAAGUGCAUGAUGUAGCAAUAAUGCAGCUAUUAACAUUGACACACCCAUAAUGCUGUCACCCUCCAGUGCAUCUGAGGGAGAAUGUACUCACGCUUUCAUGCAGAUCUCCACUGCCUGGCCUUACUGUAACCUUAACAAAUGCUAUAGUCACCUGUAUGUGGCAUUACAUGUUUGUCACAUAUCAUUCCAUGUGUUACAGCAGUGGGUGACACGAACGAGACCAUAGCACAACUUUAGAGCACCGAGAGGUGUUUAUUAUGUCCCUCACUGCCCACAGUAGCAAAUCUUUGGUAGGUAAACUAACUAAUUCAUAACAUAUCACUAUAAGGGGACAUGAACGGGACAGGGCUAUGACUCUUAAUAGACUGCACUGAACCACAUUACACAACCUAAAGAUUUUAUAUGUACACCACAGUACUAUAGAGUUCAGCGAUCCAUCGAUAGAGCAUGGAGUGCGUCUGCGUUCGUUUAAAGCAGGGGGUGUCAGACACUACAGAGUUAUUCCUUACUCAGUUCAUUAUUUCCUCACCAAUGCCUUCAUCAGUUCCAUUUGUUGUACUAGAAGAGAGAAAACACAAAAAUGUCCAUCACUCCCUGGAUCCGAGUCUGACCCCCUGAUUUAAAAACUGUGGGAAGAAAAAUCUUGGGUGGUGUUAUAAGCAUGUGAGGUGGAUGUACAUCUAUCUAAAGAUUGCAAUUUCACACCAGUGUACCUGUAGCUUGAAUAUUUUUAAUAUGAUUAUCUAACCUGUAUGAUCAUGUCAUGGCUGUGUGUGCAUGUAUCUGCCCAUGCGCUCACUGAAAUGUACCUGCCCCAUGUUUUUUCUUCUUCAACUCUACUAAAGUCAUCUACCGGGGGUUUUUUCAUGGAGUAGGAUUUAUUCAGUUAGCAGAGUAAGCUAAGCUAGAAGGCAGUACAUUGCCAAUACAAAUAUUUUUUAUGUUUUCUGGGUCAAAUGAUAUUGCACUAACUGUGAUUUCUGACUUCAUAAAAUAACCUCCAGGACACCUCCAACUAGUGUCAUUAGUAGAACUAAUUACUGUAAAACACACACACACACACCACAAAGUUUUAUAACUAGGUCCUUGAGAAAUCCCUUAUGACCAUUAAGACAUCAUGCACCUUUCUGUGAUUAAAUGCACUAACAAUAUUGUCACACAAUCUCUGCAUUCACUCAUAAAUAGCUAUAAGUUUGCCUUCCCGAUCAGUGACUAGUAGUUCAAUUUAUAGAAAUACUCAAGCCUACAUUUGAUCAUACUUCAGGGAUCAAGCUGUUUUGAUUGUUCACAUUUUUAAACAUAUGUAGCUAUUUCCAGCAUGGCUACAAGAUUACAAUGGCUUACGAGGAUAUUAAAAAAAAGACAUGCACACAAUUUCACUGAGCUAUAUAUACUAUAUAUGCCAACACGACACAAAUGCACACCCACAUGCCUCCCAACACCAACAAACACCUGUUCACGUGGGAAUGUCUGGUGGUCAUUGUGUGUUUAACCUGAAUGGAUUUGUCUCAGUGGAAGUUUGUUUGGUUGAUUGCUGUUUUCCUUGCCAUCUACCUUAACCUGUCACUUUCUUCCCAUGGCCAAAUAAAAGGCGGGCCUUCCUGUGUUUGCGUGCCAAUCACAGGUCAGCAUGGUUUUGAUGUGAGGGUUGCCCAUUGUGUUUUAUACGUGCGCAUUUUUAAGAGCAGAGGUUUUUAUUUCUCCUCAUUUGGUUUGUGUAUAUGGGGGCGACAUUCUGUCACUAAUAUGCCACUCUGUUCUAAAUAAAAGACCUGAUUGGGUA